Felis catus (domestic cat) is the source of this 3374-nucleotide messenger RNA. RefSeq names its product zinc finger CCHC-type containing 3 (gene ZCCHC3). Gene Ontology annotation, molecular function: RNA binding; zinc ion binding; double-stranded DNA binding. The record is from RefSeq and is a predicted model, not a curated record. The coding region runs from base 643 to 1866 and encodes 407 amino acids. Gene Ontology annotation, biological process: cellular response to exogenous dsRNA; activation of innate immune response; positive regulation of RIG-I signaling pathway. Gene Ontology annotation, cellular component: cytoplasm. The transcript has a single exon. NCBI's taxonomy places the organism in Eukaryota, Metazoa, Chordata, Mammalia, Carnivora, Felidae.
UGAUAAGGCACAGUAAAAAUUCUAAUGAUGUUAAAAUACUCCAAAGGUAAAGGGAAGAUGUUCACCGUAAAAUUCUUCCAACUUUGUGUUUGAAAAUGUCCAUAACCCAACGUUGGAAAAACAAUGCACUGCCGUAGGCUCUGAAAGGAGGGAGAGCUAAGUUUCGUUUGUUUCUGGUUAAACAGAAGAGGUAUAGAAAAGAAAACAAAAUAGGCUCGUCUUGGGGCCGUGGGCCGUUCGCGAUGCUGCCUGAAUGAAAUCAUCGAGGACCGCUUGCGAAAGAGCGAAUCCUCGAGAGCGUGGCCCGGGGCUGCCAAGCCUUCGCAAGGGACAGGGACGCGCUCCAAGCGGCGCAUCCCGCCCGGGCGCCCAGGAGGUGGGGCCGGAGCGCGCGCUGGCGGAGACGCGGCUCGGCCGUUACCCGAGGGCUCGGGGCCGGCGCUGGCCGCUGCGCGCCGCGGGUAAAUACCUUCGGCGGGGAGGGGGAGAGAAGCGUCGAAUUUCAAAAAACACACACACACACACACACACACACACACAUAACACACACACACCAAACCCCCACAGCCCCGGGCGGGCGGGCGCGCGGAUGGGCGCCCUUUGGCUGCGGGAGCGAGUGGAGGAUGCUGGGAAGGAGGUAAAAUGGCCACCGGCGGCGGCGCGGAGGAGGAGAGGAAGCGGGGGCGGCCGCAGCUCCUGCCCCCCGCGCGGCCCGCGGCCCGCGGCGAGGAGGCCGAGGGCGGCCGCGAGAAGAUGGGCUGGGCCCAGGUGGUGAAGAACCUGGCCGAGAAGAAGGGCGAGUUCCGCGAGUCGCGGCCGCCGCGGCGGGAGGAGGAAGGCGGCAGCGGCGUGGGCGGCGUGGGCGGCGGGCUAGGCGCCCCCGCGGGCCUGGCGGCGCCGGGCCUCGGCGACUUCCCCCCGGCCGGCCGCGGGGACCCGAAGGGCCGGCGGAGAGACCCGGCCGGCGAGGCGGCGGACCCGCGCAAGAAGAAAGGCGCGGCCGAGGCGGCCCGGAGAAAGAAGGCCGAGGCGGCGGCCAUGGCGGGCCCGGCCAGGCCUGGCGCGGCCGAGGACGCAGCCGAGCGGCCCGCUCAGGACGAGCAGGCAGUGGCGACGGGCCCCGCGGCGGGCCCGGGCAAAGGCCGCUUCCUGGUGCGCAUCUGUUUCCAGGGAGACGAGGGUGCCUGCCCGACUCGAGACUUCGUGGUGGGCGCGCUCAUCCUGCGCUCCAUCGGCAUGGACCCGAGCGACAUCUACGCGGUCAUCCAGAUCCCGGGCAGUCGCGAGUUCGACGUGAGCUUCCGCUCGGCGGAGAAGCUGGCCCUGUUCCUACGCGUCUACGAGGAGAAGCGCGAGCAGGAGGACUGCUGGGAGAACUUUGUGGUGCUGGGGCGGAGCAAGUCCAGCUUGAAGACGCUCUUCAUCCUCUUCCGGAACGAGACGGUGGACGUGGAGGACAUCGUGACCUGGCUCAAGCGCCACUGCGAUGUCCUGGCCGUGCCCGUGAAAGUGACCGACAGGUUUGGGAUCUGGACCGGGGAGUACAAGUGUGAGAUCGAGCUGCGCCAGGGGGAGGGCGGGGUCAGGCACCUGCCCGGGGCCUUCUUCCUGGGGGCCGAGAGGGGCUACAGCUGGUACAAGGGGCAGCCCAAGACGUGUUUUAAAUGUGGUUCCCGGACCCACAUGAGCGGCAGCUGCACGCAGGACAGGUGCUUCAGGUGCGGGGAGGAGGGGCAUCUGAGCCCUUACUGCCGGAAGGGCAUCGUUUGCAACCUCUGCGGCAAGCGAGGACACGCCUUUGCCCAGUGUCCCAAAGCAGUUCACAAUUCCGUGGCAGCUCAGCUAACCGGGGUGGCUGGGCACUGAAUACCCGCCUGCCUGCCAGGGGAACCCAGAGCCAGCUUACCCCCUCUUAAGUGCCAAAACUUUUUUUUAAACCAUUUUUUAUCGUUUUUGAAGGAGAUCUUUUUAAACGUACAAGAGACAUCUCUCUCUCUGCCUUCUUAAACCGAGUUUACUCCAUUUCAGCCUUUUCUGAAUUGGUGACUCUGUCAUCAGUGACUACCGAGAACUGUCGUGUGCAGAUGUGUCGCCUCUUUUUAAGAUUUUGUUUUUCGUUUUUGUACCUGGGUUGUUUUGGGGGGGGUUUUGUGGUUUUUGUGUGGGGUUUUUUUGUGUACUUUUUACUCCCCACGCCUUGUCCUCUCCCAGGAUUUUCACCCAUUGGGCUGCCUUGCUCAUCUUUAUGCCCCGGCCCUAGGUACAGGGCCCACCACGUGGUAGGCACUCCGUCAGUGUUUGUUGAAUCCAGAACAUUGUUGACUGUGGCUUCUGUCAGGGUGUCUACUUUUUGCAGCUCUUCCCCUCCCCCUUUUAAUUUGCUGCUUCUAAUCUCUGUGGUCUGAGAAUUUGUGAAACCAGUGUUGUUAGAAGUGUACGUAAUCUGAGUCAAUAAGCUCUGAAUGGUGGCCAAGGGCCUCUCUUAUGGCAUUAAAAUGCAUGGACUUUGGGACAGCUGUUCAGUGGCUCAGAAGCCAUUUUUCACAGAAUCAUGGAAUUUAGAAUUUUCUUACUGGAAAGGACCUAAAAAUUGGUUUAGACCAAUCCCCUGGAUUUCCAACAGGUGCAACAGGCCCAGAGAGGGUCAGUGACUGGGUCAAAAUCACGUAGCUGUCUGGUUCCAGAGCUAGCCUAGAGUAGAGUUCCCUGACCCCAAGCCCGGUGCUCAUUCCACUACCUCUCACACUUCACAACAUUUUCCUCAACACUUGAGGGCCCAGAAAGUCUGAUCUCUCCAGAAUGGUGAGCCCAGAGGAAUGCUAAGAAAUCAUCUGGGGGAGAAAGACAUUUAGCAGGGGCUUCUGAAUACUUGGGAGAUCAGGAAGGGACAAAGGAACAUAAUCCAGGGUGUGCUUACUGCCCCCUGGGGUACUGUAUCUGGAUUGAAGUGCCAAGUCCUUUGGGACCUCACCCUCCGCCACUCAUUGCCACUGCUUAGAAAUGGGGGUGCUCCUCAGUAAGGAAACCUACCGGAGGUUUACUUUUGCACCUUAGCCUCAAUAGCUAGAAACCCCAGAGAAGCAUCUGACUGGAGCUCAUCUAUAGCUUCCUCACUCACAGGAGAAAGGUGAUUUUAACCUGUAAUCGUAAGUGAGCUGUUAACUCUAAAAUGUACUUGCAAAACAGACCACUUGCAAGAGGGCAUUGGGUCAACUAAGUGUUAUCAAGUUAAAGUAGAAAAGACAGUACACUGCUUUUCUUUUAGUUUUUGUUUUUCCUUCGCUUUAUGUUUUGCUAUUUCCUUGUGGCUUAGAAUGUAAAAUCGAUUGUUAAAAGUUUUGUUCUGAAUAAAUAUUUAUCUUUUGUAUUGCUAA